AUGGAGAACCCAGUUGCCGAGAUUUCAACAGUCAUCCGUCUGUUGACGCAGUCGCCGCCGUCUCUACAGGAGACCGUCCUGGAGCGGUUUUUCACCAACAAUGCAUCUUUUGUCCAUCCCUUUUGUCGAGUUCCCAGCUUCCAUGGGAGCCGAUGGUGGGUUGCAAAGAUAUUUCAGUGGUACAAGAUUAUGUCGCCCCGAAUCGAGUUGGAGGUCCAUUCUAUCGCAUUCGAUGAGGAACAUCUGAAGCUUUAUGUGAACAUGUCCCAAAUAUUCUCUAUCUGGGUUGUUCCUUUCCAUGUUGCUACAGCCACCCUCACCACGGUCUUGGAUUUGACUGUUGAUUCACCCAAGAGUGAUGCCACAACCAAUGGUGACCACAGUCUUUAUUACAUCACCAAGCAAGAAGAUCUGUACCAAACCUCAGAGUUUAUCAAGUUCCUCAUGCCACACAUUGGACACUGGCUCGUGUUUGGCUGGCACCUCGUUGCAACACUGUUCUGUGUUCUUGGUGUCACGUUACUCUGGCCCAUUCUGUGGCUGGAAGAAAAGCGUUAUAUCCCAGGUCACUUUUUACGAGGGGGAAACUUGGCUUACAACAUGGAUAAGAAAAUAUCGGAGAUAAAAGAGUAA
This is a messenger RNA of Penicillium antarcticum, 633 nucleotides long. RefSeq lists its product as uncharacterized. The coding region runs from base 1 to 633 and encodes 210 amino acids. The record is from RefSeq and is a predicted model, not a curated record. Lineage: Eukaryota; Fungi; Ascomycota; Eurotiomycetes; Eurotiales; Aspergillaceae. The transcript is spliced from 3 exons.